Messenger RNA from Bombina bombina (fire-bellied toad), 15398 nucleotides. RefSeq names its product signal transducer and activator of transcription 1 (gene STAT1). Gene Ontology annotation, molecular function: RNA polymerase II cis-regulatory region sequence-specific DNA binding; DNA-binding transcription factor activity, RNA polymerase II-specific. Gene Ontology annotation, biological process: regulation of transcription by RNA polymerase II; type I interferon-mediated signaling pathway; cell surface receptor signaling pathway via JAK-STAT. NCBI's taxonomy places the organism in Eukaryota, Metazoa, Chordata, Amphibia, Anura, Bombinatoridae. The record is from RefSeq and is a predicted model, not a curated record. The coding region runs from base 115 to 2358 and encodes 747 amino acids. The transcript is spliced from 24 exons.
GAGCUGUUAACUGAUCAGGAAGAGGAUCAUUCUGUAGCAGUACAGGGAUUCCCAGAUCCAGUCUUCUAAUUUUUCUGCAAAUACCUGCUAAGGGAUCCCGUCUAUAUUACCAGGAUGGCUCAGUGGCAUGAGCUGCAGCAAAUCGACUCCAAAUUCCAGGAACUUGUCCACCAGCUGUAUGAUGAUAGCUUUCCCAUGGAAAUCCGCCAGUGUCUGGCGCAGUGGUUGGAAGGACAAGACUGGGAAUUGGCUGCAUCCAACAUUUCGCAUGCAACCAUAUUGUUCCACGGCCUACUCUCUCAGCUGGAUGACCAGUACAGUCGAUUUGCUUUGGAUUCUAACUUUCUGAUGCAACAUAAUAUUAGAAAAAGCAAACGCAACUUGCAGGAUCACUUUCAAGAAGAUCCUGUACAAAUGGCAAUGAUUAUAUCUAACUGCAUAAAAGAAGAACGUAAAAUAUUGGAAAGUGCAUAUAUUUAUAAUAAGAAUCAGAUGGGAAGUACUCAGAAUAAUGUGAUGAUUGACAAGCAGAGGGAACUAGACAGAAAAGUAACGGAAGUGCGGAACAAAGCAGUUGAAAUAGAACAAGAGGUCAAAAGCCUAGAGGACUUUCAGGAUGAAUAUGACUUUAAAUGCAAAACUGUGCAAAACAGAGAAAAUGAGCACAAUGGUUUGGCACAGAAUGAACUAAAAAAAGAAAAAAUUAUUCUACAAAACAUGUUUGUAGCCCAGGAUUUAAAAAGGAAGACGAUUCUUCACAAAAUUUUAGACCUCCUGAAUGAGACAGAACAAACAUUAAAUGGACUUAUCAAUGAUGAACUUGUUGAAUGGAAACAAAGGCAACAGAUAGCCUGUAUAGGAGGACCACCUAACGCUUGUCUUGAUCAGCUGCAGAUCUGGUUUACCAAUAUUGCUAAAAGCUUACAGCAGAUCCUCCAACAGCUGAAGAAACUUGAGGAACUAGAACAGAAGUACACAUAUGAAAAUGAUCCCAUCACGGUUAACAAACAGGUCCUACAAGAACGGACACAGGGUCUGUUUAAAUUGCUAAUACAAAGUUCUUUCGUGGUUGAAAGACAACCCUGUAUGCCCACUCACCCUCAGAGGCCUUUGGUUCUGAAGACUGGGGUCCAGUUUACUGUGAAGCUCAGACUUUUAGUAAAACUGCAGGAGUUCAACUAUCAAUUGAAAGUCAAAGCUUUAUUUGAUAAAGAUGUGAAUGAAAAGAACACAGUUAAAGGAUUCCGUAAAUUUAAUAUUUUAGGAACAAACACAAAAGUAAUGAACAUGGAAGAAUCCACAAAUGGAUGUUUAGCUGCAGAAUUCAGGCAUCUGCAACUAAAGGAGCAGAAAAAUGCAGGGAACAGAACUAAUGAGGGGCCACUGAUUGUUACAGAGGAACUUCACUCCUUGAGCUUUGAGACACAGCUCUGCCAGCCUGGGCUAGUAGUAGAUUUAGAGACAGCCUCACUCCCUAUUGUGGUUAUAUCUAAUGUCAGCCAACUGCCAAGUGGGUGGGCCUCCAUGCUGUGGUAUAACAUGCUGACGUCUGAAACAAAGAAUCUUUCCUUCUUCCUGAAUCCUCCAGCAGCCAGAUGGUGUCAACUGUCAGAAGUCUUGACGUGGCAGUUCUCCUCUGUAACCAAAAGAGGCCUCAAUCAAGAUCAGCUGAGCAUGCUGGGAGAAAAGUUAUUAGGACCCAACAGUACUGAUGAUCUUAUUCCAUGGACAAGAUUCUGCAAGGAAAAUAUUGGUGAAAAGAAUUUUCCUUUCUGGCUAUGGAUUGAGGGUAUACUAGAACUGAUUAAAAAACAUCUUCUGUGCCUAUGGAAUGAUGGAUGCAUUGUGGGCUUCAUAAGCAAAGAAAGAGAAAGAGCCCUCCUUAAAGAAAAGAAUCCCGGGACAUUUUUAUUACGAUUUAGUGAAAGUAGCAAAGAGGGGGCUAUCACCUUUACCUGGGUGGAAAGAGCACAACAUGAACCCGUGUUUCAUUCAGUGGAGCCUUACACAAAAAGAGAACUUUCUGCAGUGACUUUUCCAGAUAUUAUUCGCAACUAUAAAGUAAUGGCUGCUGAAAAUAUUCCUGAAAACCCACUGAGGUUCCUGUAUCCAGACACACCAAAAGAUAUGGCCUUUGGAAAAUAUUACUCUAGACCAAAAGAAGCACCAGAACCUAUGGAUCUUGAUGGACCUAAAGGAACAGGAUACAUCAAAACUGAAUUAAUUUCAGUGUCUGAAGUACAUCCGUCCAGACUUCAGACAACGGACAACCUGCUGCCAAUGUCUCCGGAGGAGUAUGAUGAGGUGGCAAGAUUAGUGGGGCCUUCUGAUAUUGACUCUAUGAUGAACUCCUGCUGAACAUGCCUAUAUAUUCAUGUUUAAUGGAAGAUUUCUCAACAAUGUUUUACAUAAUAGCUCAUUAACUAUAUUUUGGAGUAGUGGUACUUGUAUGGUCCAGAAUUCACGAUAUAGAAGAUGACCAUCUAUAGUUGAAGUCUGAAUCAUAUUCUAGAAACUGUGGUAGCUUUUUUUUUUGUAUUAUAAAGUUAAUAAUGAGGCAUCAACUACACUCACUAAGCACUGUGUAGCAUCAUACUUUAUGUUUCACUGUCACGUUAUCAGUACAAAAUACUGGUAACACAAAUCCCUGUAAACAUAUAAGAAAUAUAUUGCCAAUAGUCUGUGGCAUAGAAUUGUAAAAAAAUGUUGUUUUAUAAGUUUAUGUACAAUACAUGUCACCAGUUUGGAGUAGUUAUAAUCCCUUUCAAACAUGAAUAUGACUUAGAUGUUGGAAAACCAGCAAAUUAAGGUAACAAUCUAUAAAAAAGUAAUACAAAUUUUUAGAAGUUUGUUUUAGCUCUUUUAUUCUGAAUUUCACAAUAUAUGGUUAGCGUGUAGGAAAUUUUUAAAAGUAUUGUUUACCCAUUUCCUUUUACUUAAAGGGAACAAGUCAAAAUUAAACGGUCAUGGUUCAGAUAGAACAUUAUCAAAAUGUGCACCAUCUUUUUAUAUGCACACUUUCUGAGGCACCAGAUACUACUGAGCAUGUGUAAGAGUUAACAUUUAUAUAUGUAUAUGCAUUUGAGAUUGGCUGAUGGCUGUCACAUGAAACAUGGAGAGGGGAAAAUGGAAGAAACUAUGACAUUACUCAGGAAAAAAAACAACUAGUGAAUAAUCUACUUCUUUAAAAUUCAUAGUAUGUGUUAUUGCAUUGGCUUUUAUUAUGCAAUUCUACUUUAUUUAAGGGUCCUUUAAAAGUUCAAAUUUGGUAUUGAGACUUUCAAACCUGACCAGGAAGGGGGCAACUUAAAUUCCCCACAAAAUGUUUCUGCAUUAUUUUGUUACGUUUUCCUGUAAUUAAACUCUGAAAUAGUUUUUUUCCCCAAUUCUCAUGAUUGGUUGAAGUGCAUACUACAGGAGGUGGAACCUUGAUUUAUUAACUUGAUCAGUUUAGUAACUCAAAAUGUCAGGUUAAAUACUUGUAAAAUCUUUACUUUGCAUGCAGGGAAUAAUUGGUGACAUAUGCUAUGCAUAUAUAAUAAUUGAGCCCCUUAAAUAUAAAAAGAUUAUCACACUGGGUUGUUGAUAUGUGUCUUACGGAAACCCUAGAGCAUUGACAAGAUUGUAUGGUACCAGUCAUUAUAAUCUUGUCUGACUGUCUGUCCAUCUCUCUACCAAUCAGACUGUCUCUCCAUCAGUAGUCAGUCUGUCAGCAACAGUCAGUGUGAGCUUGUUGCAAUUUCUUUAGUUGUAUUUAUUUUAUUUUUAAUUGUCUCAUUUUCUCUACUAUGUGCUAAAGUAUCUGUGAUAUAUUUAUACAGGUCAGCAUUGGAAAGUAGGGAAAAAUAGAUUUCGACAUGGCAGCACCCAUGACUGGAGGGAGGCGGGGAAUAACCUCAAUGCUAUGCUUAUAAAACGUAUUUAGUGCUCAAUGUCCCUUUAAGACAUACUUGAGAUUAGGGUUGCAAGGUAUCUAAUAUUUAAAAGCAGCCAUAGUAAGAUAUUUUAACUGCACGUCUAGGGGAAUAUGAAAAAAGGGUCACUGAACUAAUUGGAUCUAAUCUGAGUUCUGAUGUUCAGCUAUAGUUAAGGGGCUUCAAGGCUAUUAGUGUGAUCUGAGGACUUAUGCGGGUAUACAGCUAACAUGGGCUAUCGGUCUGAUAUAGGCAUAUAAUUGACAGGGGUUGGAGAAAAUAAGGUUUUAUCUAAGCUUUGAUUAUAAAAUAACCUUCCCUUUUCCCCAUUCUCCUGGAUUUGUGGUAAAACUUACUGCUUAGUGGUUUUAUUUCCCAACAUGUAGCACAUGGGUUAGGGUGUUGUAAAGGAAGGAAAUGGUUAAUACCGCUUGUAUCCUAUUUUUGCAGUUACGUUUUGUUACUUGAUGUGAAAUUAAGCUCUUUCCUGACUGUGUUGGAAAUCAUCAUUUCACACCCUUCCUGUUUAACAGUACUGUUUACAGUUUAAUAUAUUAUUAAAAAUACUGGUUAAAGGGUUUUGAAAAAACUAUGAUAGAACAGAGGCUUCACAUGGGUAAAAAAAAGUAUGAAUGAAAAGCUUUUGUUUUUAAUGAUUUAUUUGGUAUUGCCUUGACAAGUGCAUAUGUUCUGUGACUUUUAGUGGAAAAUGAACUAACGUAGCCUAGCAGAUCUACGCUUUAUUCAUUUUAGAAUUUUAUUUAAGAUAAACACUUGGGUUUAUAAUUGUUUUAAAAGGGAAGCUGCAUUUGGAUGAUCUAUUUUUUUUUUUUUUUUUUAAAGUUUUGGUCUGAAAAUAUAUUUUUAGAAAUUUUGUUAAUCAAAGCAAAAUAUAUGAUUCUGUAUCCAUAGACUUGAGAUGUAGCAUCAUCUAUCUCACACAAAUCUUGCACAUUUGCUUGCGUGUGUCACAAACACAUACAGAAAGUUACCCCAUAGAGGACAGGAACUUAAAGGAGGAGAUAUCUCUACCACAAGAUCUCCACUGUACAGAUGAGGUCCGAUUGCCCCUCUUGAGCUGUGUGUUGUAAAUUGUGGGGGGUAGAGCUAUAAUAGUCAGAUGGUGAACCAAAGUACACUAUAGGCACUGAACUUAAUGUUGUUAUCCCAUAAGGCACAGCAGAAUGCGGUCAUAGUUUAGACACAAAUAAAGUAUGGAAAAGUAAAGGGUCACAUAACAGCUCUACAGGGCAGCAUUGUGAGCAACCAUAGGAUAAAGUGAAAUAGUUUUACUACAUUUUGAAUUGUGUGCCAGGAGAAUUGCUUUAAAAUUAGUACAGAGCUCUGGCUUUUCCAACAGAACACUGACACUCUGCCCCAUUCUUCCCUGUAAAUAGGAUUUGUUGCAGGUGGUGUUAGUGUGAGAUCACUUUUCAUAUUAUGGGGCAUAUUUAACAAUGUACGAGCGGACAUGAUACGAAGUAGCCUAUUAUGUCGGCCGCACAUCGAUAAAUGCCGACAGCAUACGCUGUCGGCAUUUAUCAUUGCACAAGCAGUUCUUGUGAACUGCUGGUGCAGUGCCGCCCCCUGCAGAUUUGCGCAGGGGGUGUUAAUCAACCCGAUCGUAUUCGAUCGGGUUGAUUUCUUUCCACGGCCUCAGAGCAGGCGGACAAGUUAUGGAGCAGCGAUCUUUACACCGCUGCUUCAUAACUUCUGUUUCCAGCGAGCCUGAAGGUUCGCUGGAAAUAAGGGGCAUCAAGCUCCAUACAGCGCUUGAUAAAUAUCCCCAUAUGUCGUCAAUAGCCAAAUGACAUUUACUUGUAAUUCCUAUUACUAACCUUCAUGAUGUGCCAAGGAGACAUUUUGGCUUUCACAUAGGUCAGAGUUCUGAUAUUGCUUUGGUCUUUUAGUAUGCACUUCGCUGAACAAAAAAACAUAAUACCUAAUUCUGCAACAGUUAUGGUAUUGUAAUAACAUAGGAAUAUAAAUCCCUGCAUGUUUCUUUUCUCAUAAAAUACUUUUCAAAUAUCUAACAAUGCACUUUUUAUGUACCACUUGAAAUAUUAUUAGCAUUUAGCAGAAUUUUGUGAGGACAGAGGUUUUUCUUUUGUAAAUAAAAAUAUUACUAUGCUGUUAAGCAUUUUGUAGGUUUUAGCUAUAUGUUCGUCUAAGCAAAAGCAACAUAUUUGGAAAACAAAAAUAUAAUAGUAUCUUAUGUAUUCUAUAUAUUUUUUCUGACAGCAGAUUUACAUACAAUAAAAAAAAUCAUAAUCAUUACUGCUUUAUUUUGCAUGAAUAAAUAAGAGAUAGGAAAUAAAAAUCUACCACCCGUUAAUGCAUUAGUAGUUUUAAUGAAUAUCUUCAAACAGCUUGUAUCCAAUACAUUAGUCAAUUGUUAAUUAAAGUUAGCAUUUUAAUCAAACAAACAUUAUUACCAAAUGCUAUUUAGUACAAUAAUUGUUCUUGUGUUUAUAUCUUCUCAGCAACAAAAAAUAUUUUAAUCUAUAGCAGGAGUCAGCAGAAAAAAUAUUGAGAAAUUAGCACUGGACAAUAUUUUUGGCAUGUGUGUAUAUAAAGAGAGAAUAAUCAAGUAUUUAGGAGUCAUAAGCAAAUGAUCUGAUUUUAUGAGCAAUUUAUACUCCAGCUACCGAGGAAAUUAUCACAGUGAAGCAAAAAAAUAACAUAAAAAAAACACUCAACCAUGCAAUUUCUUAUUUCUAUUUUUAUUGGCCAAAGGGACAUCCAAUAUUAAGAACAUUUUUGAAGUAAUGCAGAUCCGAUGGGCAAUUAUUGACAAUAACAAUGUUGAGUUGUGAAAUCUGUCUUUAUUUUUCUUAUAUUACCUUUAACAGUAGUAUCCAGCUAGUGGCAAAUGCUGCCCCUAUUGCAGCUGUUUAUAAUUUAACAGGUCAUGAAACCCCCAAUUUUUCUUUAAUGAUUCUGAUAGAACAUAUCAUUUUAAACAACUUUCCAAUUUACUUUAAUUACUUGAUUAUCAAACGUGCUUUAUUAUCUUGUUAUCCUUUGCGGAAGGAGCAGCAAUGCAAUACUGGGAUCUAGCUGAACACAUUUAGUGAGCCAAUCAUAAAAGAUAAAUGUGUGCAGGUACCAAUCACCAGCUAGAUCCCAGCAGUGUAGGAUAUGUACAUAUUCUUUUGCAUCAACAGAUACCAAAAAAAUAAAGUACAUUUGAAAAUAAAAAUAAUGUUACCUGCUCUAUCAUGCAACUUCAGGGUUGACUUUCCUAUCCAUUUAAAUGUAAAGCAAGCGGUUUCACCAAUUGGAAGGUGACAGAUCACCUAAGCUUUGUUCCAUAGCUCGCUCUUUGUUAUGAAGCUGCAGUGCAUACACAGUAGCUUCAUUCAAGCUGUCACAGUGCAUAGCAAUGCCUAUGAUUUAAAGGGACAGACUACUUCAGAAUUUGUAUUGUUUAAAAAUAAUCCCUUUACUACCCAUUCACCAGUUUUGCAUAACCAACAGUUAUAUUAAUAUUGUUUCACCUCUGUGAUUACCUUCUAUCUAAGCCUCUGCGGACUGCCCCCUUUUAUCCAAGUGCUUCAUACAGACUUGCAUUUUAGUGAGUGUUGACUCAUAAAUAACUCCACAGGAGUGAGCACAAUGUUAUCUAUAUGGCACACAUGAACUAACGCUGUGUAGCUGUAAAAAAACUCAAUAUGCACUCAGAUUAGAGGCGGCCUUUAAGGGAUUAGAAAUGAGCAUAUGAGCCUACCUAGGUUUAGCUUUCAACAAAGAAUAACAAGAGAACAAAGAAAAUGUUAUCAUAAAAGUACACUGAAAAGUUGUUUAAAAUUGCAUUCCCUUUUUGAAUAAUGAAAGUUUAAUUUUGACUAGACUGUCCCUUUAAACAAGCAUGUUAUAAAAUAUAUUAAAGUAGGCAUUUGAGUUUAAACUUUUGUAAUUUGUAUUUACCUGUGAUAACAUCAAGUUAAAACGUUCUGUAAUACAUUUUACAAAUGCUUGUUGAAGAGCUGCAAAAAGACACUUCUCUAAUAAUGAAAACAGUCAAUUGAUAGGCCUUGGGCAUAGUGACUGUUUACACUCCAGUAUCCCAUGACAACUUCAGUCUCCGUGAGAAAUCAUUUCUUUCAUGUAAUUAGCAAGAGUCCAUGAGCUAGUGACGUAUGGGAUAUACAUUCCUACCAGGAGGGGCAAAGUUUCCCAAACCUCAAAAUGCCUAUAAAUACACCCCUCACCACACCCACAAAUCAGUUUUACAAACUUUGCCUCCUGUGGAGGUGGUGAAGUAAGUUUGUGCUAGAUUCUACGUUGAUAUGCGCUCCGCAGCAGGUUGGAGCCCGGUUUUCCUCUCAGUGUGCAGUGAAUGUCAGAGGGAUGUGAAGAGAGUAUUGCCUAUUUGAAUUCAAUUAUCUCCUUCUACGGGGUCUAUUUCAUAGGUUCUCUGUUAUCGGUCGUAAAGAUUCAUCUCUUACCUCCCUUUUCAGAUCGACGAUAUACUCUUAUAUAUACCAUUACCUCUACUGAUUCUCGUUUCAGUACUGGUUUGGCUUUCUACUACAUGUAGAUGAGUGUCCUGGGGUAAGUAAGUCUUAUUUUCUGUGACACUCUAAGCUAUGGUUGGGCACUUUUAUAUAAAGUUCUAAAUAUAUGUGUUUAAACAUUUAUUUGCCUUGAUUCAGGAUGUUCAACGUUCCUUAUUUUCAGACAGUCAGUUUCAUAUUUGGGAUAAUGCAUAUGAAUAAUUAAAUUUUUUCUUACCUUAAAAUUUGACUUUUUUCCCUGUGGGCUGUUAGGCUCGCGGGGGCUGAAAAUGCUUCAUUUUAUUGCGUCAUUCUUGGCGCAAAAAUUUUCUCAUUUCCGGCGUCAUACAUGUCGCCGGAAGUUGCGUCAUUUUUUUUUGACGUUUUUGCGCCAAAAAAUGUCGGCGUUACCGGAUGUAGUGCCAUUUUUGGCGCCAAAAGCAUUUAGGCGCCAAAUAAUGUGGGCGGCUUUUUUGGCGCUAAAAAAUUUGAGCGUCAUUGUUGUCUCCACAAUAUUUAAGUCUCAUUAUUUAUUGCUUCUGGUUGCUAGAAGCUUGUUCAUUGGCAUUUUUUUCCCAUUCCUGAAACUGUCAUUUAAGGAAUUUGAUCAAUUUUGCUUUAUAUGUUGUUUUUUCUAUUACAUAUUGCAAGAUGUCUCAGAUUGACUCUGAAUCAGAAGCCACUUCUGGAAAAACGCUUAACUGAGUUUCAGUUCUACCAAAGCUAAGUUCAUUUAUUUUAAAUGUUAUAAAUGUUUAUCUUUAGCUAUGGUUUGUAAUAAGUUAUUAUGUUAUACUUUUACAUGCGGAAUCCAUUAGUAUUUAUGCUUUAUAUAUUUCCUUUCUUACAAGAAAUAUUUAGAAGAUUUAUAAGAAAUAUUUUUCUGAUUCUAUUUUAAAGGCUUUGUCUGACUUCGUGCCUUCUAAUAAAAUUUUUAGGUCUUUUUUCACUUCUUUUUUAAUUAUUGAAGUUUCAAGUGACCAACAACAUACUGAUUUAUCCUUCUCUGAUGAUGUUUUUUUCUCUUUCAGAAAUUUUCUUCAUCAGAUAUUGACACUAACAAAUCUACUUUUUUUAUUAUUUUUCUAUUAUUAAAGUACAUUUGUUCUUUGUUGAAAAGGUGUUGAUUAUUUUGGAUAUUAAGGCAACUAGUUCUUUAAGACUAGCUGACAUUAUUUCUGCCUAUUUAUUUCUUCUGUGUUUUCAGAGGUUUUCUUUCCAAUUCCCCAUACUAGGGAAUGGAAUAGGCUGAGAAUUUUCUUUUCUUUCCUCUUCAAAGGUUUUAAACUAUAUUCUUUGCCAGCAGUUAAACUCAAUUUGGAGGGUUCUCCAAUUUAUUGGGGCUAUCUCUAAUUCUACUAAUUAUGCUAUUGUUUCUAUAGCAAAAUAGUAUUUAUUUUCCUUUAGAUAGUUGUAUCUUAUUUAUGGAAAAUUAUUUAGUUUCAGGUACUUUUCUUGGUCCUGUGAUUUAUUUGGAUAUUGCAAUUGCUUCAUUUUCUCUGUUUACUUUAAGAUCAAGUAUCAGAUUAUGAUUUAUUUUAGCAUUGUUAAAGGGACAACAUUUACUAGACUAGGUGCUGUUGCAUUUGUCUUGUUGUUUUGCAUUUAUUGAUUAUGCAAGUCCACUGUAUUGGCUGGUCCUUUAAAUUGGACUAUCAUGCUAAUAAUUUCAUUUGUGUCUUCAUUUUAUUGAAUAUUUUCGCAAAUGAGGGUUAAUCUAUGUCUUUAGCUUUUUUAGCUAGAAGAAUUUUGUGAUUUUUAAAAAAAUAAAUAAAAAAUAAAUAAAUCCAUAUUUCUUUUGUUCUAAGAUAAUCAAUUAUUUGUUUUAUAAUUGGAUUCAAUUCUUAACUGUUACUCUGGGCUUCAAGAUUGAGUUCUAAGACUAAAACUUUAAGCUUAUACUGGUUUGGUUGUUCUUAUUAAGGAACGAAUUCCUGAGUUCUUUCCCAAGUAACAUGUCUAUAAUUGGAGUUCGAAAUCAGCUCCCUAAUAUUGCGAUGUACGUGCCGUAUUCCAGCUUGGCUGGUAAGGGGCAGGUUAAGGCUUCUUUGAAAUUUAUUUUGUCCAAAUUUCUUUGAUUUUAUUCCAGUAAGGCUAACACUUUCUUUAACUGUGUUUCUGUCCUAUAUAUUUUGGGUACUGUUGAAGCAUGGCUGGGCACCCAUGGGGUUCAAGCGCUGCUCAGACCUGGAAUCUUCUGGGGUAUUUCUUCCAGUUCCUUUUGAGGAACUGGGUUUUGGAGUUUUAUUCAAACUAUUUUGCCUUUUUAUGGUCAUUGAUAGCAUUAUUUGUUUUCAUUAGAUACAAUAAAUGCAUAUUUUCAUUUUUCUGUUUUCAUUCAAAUUAUUUUCUGAGGAUGCGGAAUCUCAUAUGAUUUACUUGCUCUUCAGGACAUAGUUAGAGGAUCUUUUUUUCAAAAGUUCUUGAUUCCUCACACAAGGGUCACCUUUUUUAGGUUUCCAGAUAGUUUGUGUCACUGUCCUUGUCUCUAUCAGACAAGGGAUAAUUUUAUUGGGUUCCGUCUAUCGGUUCCUUUAGUCUCUAUUAUUUCCUUCAGUUGCUAUAUAUUCAUAGAAGUUUUAGGUCUUAUGGCCACAGCAUUGGAUUCAAUUCCCUUUGCUCAUUUUCACUAGAAAGAACCUUUCCAGUCUUUUAUAAGUGUUGUUUCUUCAAGAACAUGGUUGGAGGAUCAAUUUACCAAAAAGUUUGUUUGAUUCCUCAGACAAGGGUAACCUUUUUAGGUUUCCUGAUAGAUUCAGUGUCCUUGAUUCUGUCUCUGACGGACAAGAGGCGUCUGAAAUUGGUUUCAGCUUGUCGAAACCUUCAGUCUCAAUCUUUCCCUUCGGUAGCCUUAUGCAUGGAAAUUCUAAGUCUUAUGACUGCUGCAUUGGACGCGAUCCCCUUUGCUCGUUUUCACAUGCGACCUCUUCAGCUCUGUAUGCUGAACCAGUGGUGCAGGGAUUAUACAAAGAUAUCUCAAUUAAUAUCUUUAAAACCGAUUGUUCGGCACUCUCUGACGUGGUGGACAGACCGCCAUCGUUUAGUUCAGGGGGCUUCUUUUGUUCUUCCAACCUAGACUGUGAUCUCAACAGAUGCAAGUCUGACAGGUUGGGGAGCUGUAUGGGGGUUUAUGACAACACAAGGGGUUUGGGAAUCUCAGGAGGCGAGAUUACCAAUCAACAUUUUGGAACUCUGUGCAAUUUUCAGAGCUCUUCAGUCGUGGCCUCUUCUAAAGAGAGAGUCGUUCAUUUGUUUCCAGACGGACAAUGUCACAACUGUGGCAUAUGUCAAUCAUCAAGGAGGAACUCACAGUCCUCUGACUAUGAAAGAAGUCUCUCAAAUACUUGUAUGGGCGGAAUCCAGCUCCUGUCUAAUUUCUGCGGUUCAUAUCCCAGGUAUAGACAAUUGGGAAGCGGAUUAUCUCAGUCGCCAAACGCUACAUCCGGGCGAAUGGUUUCUUCACCCAGAGGUAUUUCUUCAGAUUGUUCAAAUAUGGGGACUUCCAGAAAUAGAUCUGAUGGCUUCUCAUCUAAACAAGAAGCUUCCCAGGUAUCUGUCCAGAUCCAGGGAUCCUCAGGCGGAAGCAGUGGAUGCAUUGUCACUUCCUUGGAAGUAUCAUCCUGCUUAUAUCUUUCCGCCUCUAGUUCUUUUUCCAAGAUUCUAAAGGAGCGUUCGUUUAUUCUGCUGAUGGCUCCAGCAUGGCCUCUCAGGUUUUGGUAUGCGGAUCUUGUCCGGAUGGCCACUUGCCAACCGUGGACUCUUCCGUUAAGACCAGACCUUCUAUCGCAAGGUCCUUUUUCCAUCAGGUUUCUCAAAUCCUUAAAUUUGAAGGUAUGGAGAUUGAACACUUGAUUCUCAGUCAUAGAGGUUUCUCUGACUCUGUGAUUAAUACUAUGUUACAGGCUCGUAAAACUGUAUCUAGGAAGAUAUAUUAUCGAGUCUGGAAGAUUUACAUUUCUUGGUGUUUUUCUCAUCAUUUUUUCUUGGCAUUCUUUUAGAAUUCCUAGAAUUUUACAGUUUCUUCAGGGUGGUUUGGAUAAGGUUUGUCUGCAAGUUCCUUGAAAAUUCAAAUCUCUGCUCUUUCUGUUCUUUUUCACAGAAAGAUUGCUAGUCUUCCUGAUAUUCAUUGUUUGUACAAGCUUUGGCUCGUAUAAAACCUGUUAUUAAGUCAAUUUCUCCUCCUUGGAGUUUGAAUUUGGCUCUGGGGGCUCUUCAAGCUCCUCCGUUUGAACCUAUGCAUUCGCUGGACAUUAAAUUACUUUCUUGGAAAGUUUUGUUUCUUUUGGCCAUCUCUUCUGCUAGAAGAGUUUCUGAAUUAUCUGCUCUUUCUUGUGAGUCUCCUUUUCUGAUUUUUCAUCAGGAUAAGGCGGUGUUGCGAACUUCUUUUAAAUUUUUACCUAAGGUUGUGAAUUCUAACAACAUUAGUAGAGAAAUUGUGGUUCCUUCAUUGUGUCCUAAUCCUAAGAAUUCUAAGGAAAAGUCGUUGCAUUCUUUGGAUGUAGUUAGAGCUUUGAAAUAUUAUGUUGAAGCUACUAAGGAUUUCCGAAAGACUUCUAGUCUAUUUGUUAUCUUUUCCGGUUCUAGGAAAGGUCAGAAGGCUUCUGCCAUUUCUUUGGCAUCUUGGUUAAAAUCUUUGUUUCAUCAUGCCUAUGUCGAGUCAGGUAAAACUCCGCCUCAAAGGAUUACAGCUCAUUCUACUAGGUCAGUUUCUACUUCCUGGGCGUUUAGGAAUGAAGCUUCAGUUGAUCAGAUUUGCAAAGCAGCCACUUGGUCUUCUUUGCAUACUUUUACUAAAUUCUACCAUUUUGAUGUGUUUUCUUCUUCUGAAGCAGUUUUUGGUAGAAAAGUACUUCAGGCAGCUGUUUCAGUUUGAUUCUUCUGCUUAUAAUUUCAGUUUUUUUCAUUAUAAGAUUUAAACUUUAUUUUGGGUGUGGAUUUUUUUCAGCGGAAUUGGCUGUCUUUAUUUUAUCCCUCCCUCUCAAGUGACUCUUGCGUGGAAGAUCCACAUCUUGGGUAGUCAUUAUCCCAUACGUCACUAGCUCAUGGACUCUUGCUAAUUACAUGAAAGAAAACAUAAUUUAUGUAAGAACUUACCUGAUAAAUUCAUUUCUUUCAUAUUAGCAAGAGUCCAUGAGGCCCACCCUUUUUUGUGGUGGUUAUGAUUUUUUUUUUUUGUAUAAAGCACAAUUAUUCCAAUUCCUUAUUUUUUAUGCUUUCGCACUUUUUUCUUGUCACCCCACUUCUUGGCUAUACAUUAAACUGAAUUGUGGGUGUGGUGAGGGGUGUAUUUAUAGGCAUUUUGAGGUUUGGGAAACUUUGCCCCUCCUGGCAGGAAUGUAUAUCCCAUACGUCACUAGCUCAUGGACUCUUGCUAAUAUGAAAGAAAUGAAUUUAUCAGGUAAGUUCUUACAUAAAUUAUGUUUUUUGGGGUUGGCAGUUGCCUUCUACUAGGCAGAACUUCUUGUUGCUAAUAUAAAUAUACAUAUAUAUAAUGUGUGUUUGUGGGGUUUUUCUUCUAUGUUUGUACUUGGAUAACUUGAUCUAAAACAUUCAUGAACCUUUAAAAGGACAGUAUACUAUAAAAUUGUUUUUCCCUUAAUGUGUUGCCAAUUACUUUUUUUUUACCAGCUGCAGAGUAUAAAAUGUAUGAAAUUUACUUUUUUAAGGCUUAUUUGUGUAUAUGAAUUGGCUGAUUUUGUGUUUUGAAGCCACAAUCUAAAAAAAUGGGUUGAGCUUGUAGGUAUAAUCAGAUCUCAUUACUUUAUCACAUUGUGUACAUAUACCUGCUUAUUUAUCUUAUAUCUGUCCAUAAACCAAUCAUCAAUACUUGGAGAGAACAAUGGAAAUUAACAUUUUAUUACCUUAUCUCUUCUAUAACCCACUGGGAGUGUAAUUUCUUCUACUGGCUGUGUUAAUACAGAUUGGCCUUGUGGCCAAAAACUUUCAGGAUGGUUGGGGAUACCACAGGCUACAUAAACUAUUUCAAAUGCCAAAAUAAGGGUAAUGGAAAUACUAAUAAACAAUGUAAUACACUCCAGCAGGUAAAGUGGAUCAUUGGGAACAAUUUGAAGGGGAUACAUAUUUUGAGUAAACUGUCCCUUUAAGGUACAUGUCUUAUUCUCCUCCUCUUGUAUUUCAGAACUGAGUAAUAAUCGGAUAAACCAAAGAUCCAAAUGACAGCAUACAGCCUUAAAUCUGAUCUGAUCAUUUGUGGGAGGGUAAAGCAAAAAUAUUUUUUACUAAAGGAAUUACCCAACAGCAAGGAAUACUUGAUUUUAUUAUAUUAAAAAGACAGUCAAGUCUAAAACUUGAUUUAGACAGAGCAUGUCAUUUUAAUCAAUUUUCCAAUUUAGUUCUAUUAUCUAAUUUUAUUUGAUCUUUUGGUAUCCUUUUUUGAAGAGUAAGCAUAGGCAGGCGCAGGAACAGCAAUGCACUACAGAGAGAGAGAGAGAUUAAAAUAUUUGGUACAUUGCUGCUCCAAGCAUACCUAGGUAUGUUUUUAACAAUCCUAGAGAAUAAAGAUUAUUAAACACAUUUAGAUGAUACAAAUUAAUUGGAAAGAUGUUUAACAUUAUAUACUCUACUUGAAUCUUAAACCUUUAUUUUUUACUUUGCUUUUCUUUAAAAUGUUUGGUUAAUUCAUCUCUUUCUCAUAUAUAACAUGUGUAAACGCAAUUAAUUGCAUAGCAUUAGUUUAUUUUUUUAGCAAAAUAUGUUUGGUUUUUUUACAGGACAUAAAAAGGCCUUAAUUCUGUAAUUACAUAUCUUAACUACUUAAAACGGUACCACUAUACAUAGUGAUCCUUUAGUCAAAGUGUUAAGAGAACUAGAAUGUAUUUUAAUGACAUUAGAUUUGUGUUAAACAAGAAUGUGAAAAAUGCAAGAACAAAAUGUAUAGAUGUAAAUUGUUCUUACUGCUAUAUUAGUGUUUCUGCUAGACAUGGUUGUUUCUUGUUUGUGUAAUAAAUAAUAUUAUUUUAAAGCA